Molecule: messenger RNA, 1241 nt
Organism: Parastagonospora nodorum SN15
Lineage: Eukaryota; Fungi; Ascomycota; Dothideomycetes; Pleosporales; Phaeosphaeriaceae
Exons: 3
Coding region: 1-1212 (403 amino acids)
Biological process (GO): proteolysis
Cellular component (GO): fungal-type vacuole
Molecular function (GO): aspartic-type endopeptidase activity
Source: RefSeq, a predicted model, not a curated record
AUGGCCGAUCUCAAGUUGAUGUCGCUUGCCCUCCUCGCCACCGUCGCGCUCCCUGCAGUCGCUGCCGAGCUUCCUGCUGGAGUCGUCGCCGUACCUUUGAGUAGAGACUGGGGACUUACAGCAUAUUAUGCUGAGCUCCAAGUCGGCACGCCGCCGCAGAAGGAGUACCUCAAGGUUGAUACCGGAAGCCCAAAUUUUGCCUUCUUGAAUCCACGCAAUCCGAGUUGUGCCACGCAAAACUGCAAGACCUUUGGCACAUUUGACAAUCUCACCUCAUCGACAUGCCAUGACGAGGGGCCUGGUUUCUAUGACUUCCUCUCUUCCCUUGGCAAUGGAGAUUUUCUAAACGAUACACUUGUGCUGGGUGGUGUGACUGUGGAAAAAAUGUACUUUGGAUACACGUCUUCCUAUAUUUACCCCAACUAUGUUACCGGCAAUGUGUCCACAAUCCUUGGUCUAUCCUUGAAUUGCCAAAAUGGAGGUCCCACUUGCACGUACAAGGGUCCGGUAUUGUUACCGCAGCUCAAGAACAAUUCUAUAAUCGAAUCCAUGUCGACUAGCAUCUACCUUGGCCGCGACAAUGCAGAUGUAAAGAACGCGAAAAUGCUGAUCGGUGGAGCAUACGACAAGGCCAAGGUGGAUGGUGAGUUAUUCACCAUUGACAUGGUGGAUCCACACAACCUUAACCUCGCCAACGGGCAGACCAACUCUGUCAACGUGACCGCCAUGGAAGUUGUCCUUGAUGGCACCAACCGUACCGCCGCAACAUAUGGUGAGAAAGAUGUCGGACUCCCGGUACUGCUUGACACUGGCAUUGCAGCAUGGUACAUGCCGGACAAAAUCUUUGCUGCUACCUACUACGGUCUUGGAGGACGAGGCGAAGUUUCCGGCGGGACGCGACACGUAGCUGUCGAUUGCGCCUACCGUGACCCCAGCUACACAAAGGGCUAUGUCACGGUUGAAUUUGGCACUGCUGGCAAAGUCAGUGUCCCACUUUCCAGCCUCGUGUCGCAGUUCCAUGAUGGAACUUGUGGAUCGUUUAUUGCACCACGUGGCGACAUUGUGAGCACAAUGGGUGACCCGUUCCUGAGGGGAGUAUACUCCAUCUUUGAUCAGGAGAACUUCACCGUCACAUUGGGUCAGGUGAAGCAUACAGAUGAGGAGGACAUUGUUGCGAUCCCCAAGGGAGGUUUCAAAGCUUCGUCAAAAUAAACGCGCGAUAAUAAAAUAAUUUCUAAUCC